This is a messenger RNA of Necator americanus (New World hookworm), 1509 nucleotides long. RefSeq lists its product as uncharacterized. The record is from RefSeq and is a predicted model, not a curated record. NCBI's taxonomy places the organism in Eukaryota, Metazoa, Nematoda, Chromadorea, Rhabditida, Ancylostomatidae. Gene Ontology annotation, cellular component: nucleus. The transcript is spliced from 9 exons. Bases 1 to 1509 code for a protein of 502 amino acids. Gene Ontology annotation, molecular function: RNA binding. Gene Ontology annotation, biological process: regulation of DNA-templated transcription.
AUGUCUCGCCACAACAGUGACCGCAAACGCGAUGAACGCCGCCACGAUGAUCGCCGUAGAAGUGGACGCGAUGAAGAUGAUGGCAGUCGUUCCCGUCGUGAACAUCAUCGCUCAAGCAACGGUGGAGGCGCGGACAUGCAUCGCGGCAUGUCGAUGGGCAUGGGCGGUGGGCCGCAGCGUGGUGCUGGCAGCUUCUCGGGCAUGGCUUUCACUGAGUCUGAACUAAUGGGCGAUUUGCCCAAGAAGAAGUUCACUGGCCGUUGCCGUCUUUUUGUCGGUAAUUUGCCAAACGAGGUGAAGGAAAGCGAGCUCAAGGAGUUGUUCUCACCCCACGGCGACAUUGCCGAAUGCUAUCUCAGCGGUAAAGGAUUCGCCUUCUUGAGAAUGGAUACUCGUGCUCAUGCGGAGAGCGCUAAGGAGGCGAUUGAUGGCCGUGUUAUCCACGGGCGUCAGGUCCGCGUGCGUUUUGCUGUUCACGGCGCAGCUCUACGCGUAAAAGAACUUUCGCCUACCGUCUCAAAUGAGAUGCUGUAUCAUGCAUUCUCGCAUUUUGGUGAAGUAGAGCGCGCCGUGCACAUAGUCGACGAGAAGGGUCGUCCCACUGGCGAAGGAAUUGUCGAGUUUGAACGCAAACCUUCAUGCAACGAAGCUGUACAGGCGAUUAAGGAAAAAGUCUUCUUAUUGACUGCGAGCCCUAAACCUCUCGUUGUCGAGCUUCUCGAGCCGAGAGACGAAGAUGACGGACUUGCAGAAAGAAUGAUUCCUAGAACCGCGCAGCUUAUUAAGGAGCGUGAACUCGGUCCCCGUUUUCCUUCGCAAAACAGUUUCGAAUUUGUGUAUGGUAUGAAAUGGAAGGAACUGUACGCUAUGGAAAAACAGCGUAAAGCCCAGCUUGAAGAAGAGCUCAAGGAAGCACGACGUCGUCUCGAGACGGACAUGGAGUUAGCUUAUCAAGACUAUCAGGCUCAAAUGCUUCGUGAGGAUCUACAACGUCGUCAACAGGAACUUGAACGACUUGAGGCGGCUCGUCGCGAGCGACUCAACAUGAGGGCUGCCUCGGGCGGUCCCGGACUACCUGGACCUGGAGGGCCAAACAUGAGCAUGAACCCGCCAAUGCAACCUUUCGGCCAGCCAGGACCUUUCGGUCAACCAAUGCCAGGAGCACCGAUGGGAGCUCACAUGGGAGGACCACCAAUGGGUGGGCCUCCAAUGGGUGGCCACUAUCCACCACAACAGUUCCAACAAGCACCACCUGGUUCGGGAGGACCAAGUGGUCCUGGAGGACCGCAGAGCGGAGCACAAGGUGGUCAGCGACCCGCUACUAACAAUAUGUUAGAAGGAGUGCAGCGUCUUUUGCAGAUCUUCAAAAAUGAACCGUCAGGGCAACAACGCCCGUCUUCUGGUGGACCUAAUUCGUUCGGACCAGGUGGACCUGGUCCAAUGGCACCGUUUGUUGGAGGUCCAGGAGGAAUGGGCGACUACCCGCCUGAGAAAAGGAUGCGUCGCUAA